GCGCCGCCGCUUGCGCUUCUGCCACUUCGCGGGAGAAGUUGUUGGCGCCAAUGGAUCCCGAGCGCCGAUAACGGAUUCCCCCAGCUGAGGGCCUGCCCACCUGCUCCUCUUCCGUCUUCGGGGCUGCGAUGGACAUCCGGAAAUUCUUUGGGGUUAUAUCAAGUGGGAAAAAGCCUGUAAGUGAGCCUGGAAAGAAGAAUGAGAAGAUAAAACCUUCGGAGGGAACUGUCAAAGGAAAGAAAGGAGCAAAGGAAGUCAAGGUUAAUAACUCCAGUAAAGAGGAUGUCUCCAAACCAAAGCAGCACAAGAGGAAGAGGAUCAUCUAUGACUCAGAUUCAGAAUCAGAGGAGACAGUGCAGGUGAAAAAUGCUAAAAAGAAAUCAGAAAAAUUGCCACUGUCUUCUAAACCUGGUAAAAUUCCUCAGAAGGAUCCUGUUACUUACAUUUCUGAGACAGAUGAAGACGAUGACUUUGUAUGUAAAAAGGCAGCCUCCAAAUCCAAAGAGAAUGGAGUAUCUACGAAUGAAGGUUACCUUGGGGCAUCGACCGGGAAAAAGAAUGAAGGAGGCACUAAGACCAAGAACAAACCUUUGUCACCAAUAAAGCUUACACCAACAUCGGUGCUCGAUUAUUUUGGAACCGAAAGUGUCCAGAGAUCUGGAAAGAAGAUGGUGGCAAGCAGAAGAAAAGAGUCUUCUCAAAACAUGGAUGAUUCCAGGUUAAAUGAUGAGGCCAUUGCCAAGCAGUUGCAGCUUGAUGAAGAUGCAGAGCUGGAGAGGCAGUUGCAUGAAGAUGAAGAAUUUGCUCGAACAUUAGCCAUGUUGGAUGAAGAACCCAAGACCAACAAGGCCGGAAAGAACCCUGAAGAGGGAGAGUCAUUUUCACCUGUGCAAGCCGAUUUAAGCAAAGCAGAAAACCAUAAAAGCCCUGAUAAAGCAGAGCACUUCUUAAAUGAAAGAAAGCUGGGCAGUCCUGCUAAGCACAGCAGGGGUGGGCGCUCCAGAGGGUCGACGCAGCUCUGCGGAUCGCCAGCUCACCAGAGGGAAGCCUGUUCCUCUCCCAAGGUCAGCUCCAAGCUGGCACUUAUGAAAGCAAAAGAAGAAAGUUCCUCCAGAGACACAGAGCUGACAGCCUCGAAAAGAAAAGAAAACGCCAUUGAACUCAAAGGAGAGAAACAGACUCCUAAGAAAACCAAAAGUUCUCCAGCUAAAAAAGAGUCUGUAAGUCCAGAAGAUUCUGAAAAGAAGCGCACUAACUAUCAAGCUUAUCGCAGCUACUUAAAUCGAGAAGGCCCCAAAGCUCUGGGCUCCAAAGAAAUACCCAAGGGAGCUGAAAAUUGCUUGGAAGGCCUGACAUUUGUGAUCACAGGCGUGCUGGAGUCCAUUGAACGAGAAGAAGCCAAGUCUCUAAUUGAACGUUAUGGGGGGAAGGUAACAGGAAAUGUGAGCAAGAAAACCAACUAUCUCGUCAUGGGUCGGGACAGCGGACAGUCCAAGAGUGACAAGGCAGCAGCUCUGGGAACAAAAAUCCUUGAUGAAGAUGGUCUGUUGGAUCUGAUUCGAACUAUGCCAGGCAAGAAAUCCAAGUAUGAAAUAGCUGCUGAAGCUGAGAUGAAGAAAGAAAAGUCCAAAUUGGAGCGAACACCCAAAAAAAAUGACCAGGGAAAAAGAAAAAUUAGUCCAGCUAAGAAGGAGUCAGAGUCUAAAAAGAGCAAACUGACCCCCCCUAAGGAGAGCCCUGCAAAGGCCACCAAGAAGGAAGCAAAUGUGUUUCGGAGGGGCCUGGACUUCACGGAGCAGGGAGUCGAGGCUCGGCGUCUGGCUGAGGACCGCAGUGGGGACCAAGUGGAGAGCCUGCUCUGGGUGGAUAAGUACAAGCCCACCUCCCUCAAGAACAUAGUCGGACAGCAGGGUGACCAGAGCUGCGCCAACAAGCUGCUGCGCUGGCUGAGAAACUGGCACACGAGUUCUCCCGCAGAGAGGAAACACGCAGCAAAAUUUGGCAAACUUUCCAGCAAAGAUGAUGGUUCCAGUUUCAAGGCAGCACUGCUGUCUGGCCCGCCGGGGGUUGGCAAAACCACUACUGCUUCUCUUGUGUGUCAGGAAUUGGGCUACAGUUUCGUGGAACUAAAUGCAAGCGACACUCGGAGCAAGAACAGUUUGAAAGCAGUUAUUGCUGAAUCCUUGAACAACACCAGCAUCAAAGGCUUUUAUACAAGUGGAGCAACUCCUUCGGUAAGCUCGAAGCAUGCUCUCAUCAUGGAUGAGGUCGACGGCAUGGCCGGCAGUGAGGACAGGGGUGGAAUUCAGGAACUAAUAGGCCUGAUAAAGCAUACUAAAAUUCCCAUCAUUUGUAUGUGCAAUGAUAGAAAUCACCCCAAAAUUCGCUCUUUGGUUCAUUAUUGUUUUGAUCUUCGCUUCCAAAGACCCCGGGUUGAACAGAUUAAGAGUGCAAUGCUGUCUAUUGCAUUUAAAGAGGGUUUAAAGAUCCCCCCUCCAGCUAUGAAUGAAAUAAUUUUGGGAGCUAAUCAAGAUGUCAGACAGGUUUUACAUAAUAUGAGCAUGUGGUGCGCACAGAGUAAGGCACUGACCUACGACCAAGCCAAGGCUGACUCUCAGAGGGCCAAGAAGGACAUCAAACUGGGUCCAUUUGAUGUUGCCCGGAAAGUGUUUGCAGCUGGAGAGGAGACUGCACACAUGUCGCUGAUGGACAAAUCGGAUCUCUUUUUCCAUGACUAUUCCAUAGCCCCCCUCUUUGUCCAGGAGAACUACCUCCACGUAAAGCCUGUGGCUGCAGGGGGUGACAUGAAGAAGCACCUGAUGCUUUUAAGCCGGGCCGCAGACAGCAUAUGUGACGGUGACUUAGUGGACAGUCAGAUCCGGAGUAAGCAAAACUGGAGUCUUCUGCCCACACAGGCCAUUUAUGCCAGUGUUCUUCCUGGAGAGUUGAUGAGAGGCUACAUGACUCAGUUUCCCUCCUUCCCAAGCUGGCUGGGGAAGUACUCAUCCACGGGCAAACAUGAUCGGAUUGUUCAGGACCUGGCCUUGCACAUGAGUCUCAGAACUUACUCCAGCAAAAGGACAGUGAACAUGGAUUACCUGUCACACAUCAGAGAUGCACUUGUGCGACCCUUGGCCUCACAAGGGGUAGAAGGAGUUCAGCAUGUUGUCGCACUUAUGGACACGUACUAUUUGAUGAGAGAAGACUUUGAGAAUAUCAUGGAAGUUAGCAGCUGGGGGGGCCAGCCCAGUCCCUUUUCCAGGCUGGAUCCCAAGGUGAAAGCAGCCUUCACAAGAGCUUAUAAUAAGGAGGUCCAUCUGACCCCCUACUCACUUCAGGUAGUAAAGACAUCGAGACUCAGCACAGGCCCAGCACUGGAUUCUGAAUACCAUGAAGAGUUACAGGAAGAAGACAGCCAGUCUGACGAGAAGGAGCAGGAUGCAAUAGAGACUGAUGCCAUGAUCAAGAAAAAGACAAGAUCUUCAAAGCCUUCCAAACCAGAAAAAGACAAGGAGUCCAAAAAAGGAAAAGGAAGAAGUUGGAAGAAAUGAAACCGUUGUUCAGUACUAAUAGCUGCUUUUCACUUACCCUCUCGACUAGUCCAGCUGGUCUAGAGAACAGAAGCCUUCCCCUUUGCCAGAGUAACCAUGUGUAGCACAGUGGGGGGCUGGUGGUCCCAUUAUAAAGGACGGUACAGAUAGACGGGCUGACGAGCCAGCCUAAUGCGCCUCUUACAGAGGUACAUAGACUGCUCCAGCCCGCACUGCCCUUGCCAAACAAAUUCGGUCGCUGGGGUUCAGUGACCAUACACUCAAAACUCGAGUCCACACACAGGCUCUGGAGCUGGGUGUUAGUUAACCAUAGCCAGUCUGGGCAGUGGAACGGAGGCAUCUUUGUAGAUUAACAGUUUCUCCUAAUGGCCGUUAGGACCAGUGCUGAUUUUUUUUUUUUUUUUUUAAACAUGGUAGUUCUUAUUUUAUGGUAAAAUCCUGUAAAUAAACCUUAAUACAAAGCAGCCACACCUGCAGCUGAGUAUUCUUGGUCCAUUGUCAGGUACCUUACAGAGUUUGAAUCAGGAACCAAAUGUCCAUGUAAUGCAUGGCUCAUUCUUAAGAUUGUCGUCUUGUACAGUCACAUGUUAUGUUUCCUUAUUACUUUGGUUAGAUGAAAGCAUUCGGCAUUACCCUGUGAACUGAAGUUCUGCAGGUGUAGAGCGCGAGUCCCAGCAUCCUUUGCACUGACUACAUUGCUGCUGUAGUCUCAGAGAGGCUCCUUGGCUAGCUGGGUGUGCAGACACUGGACUGCCACACAUUACUGUCUUCCUGCAGUCUCAACCUUCAGGUGGAAACCAGUAGCGUCUAGGAUGGGUCAGAUUCACAGGUCCAUUAUGGCCGGGAGGUGCUGUCCUGUCAUGGAGUUCAUAUCCCCCCUGAAGUUUCAGAUGUAUCUAGAACUGUGCUGGUUGAAGGACCCUGGGGCCAUGGAUGUAACCUGGCCUUUAGGUGUUUAACUUUUUAAAUCAGCAAGUGCGCAGAGGACUAUGCUGCCUCUGUGAGGUAUAUGCCAAAAAGAAUACAAAGCCUUUAAGGAUGCAUGGCCUUGUUGGGAGAGGAGACAGAGUCCUGAAGACAUUGCAAGUGUAUUAACUAGUGUGAAAAAGUGUGUUUCAUGGAAAUCGAUUCAUUAUGGAAAUAAACUGCCCUGAAGCCUAAGCCUCCGAGUCCUGCCCUCUCCUCUCUGUUGACACUUGGCUGCUGCACUGACGGUUUCCCCACUAGAGGAGACUCGAGUGCACAUUCAUCCAUGCAAGUCACGCCUCCUCAGACGGACAGACAUUCCAGGAAAGGCCCAGUCUUCUGCUUGAUUUCAGAACAAAAAAAGUGGUGUUUCCUUAUUUAAUAUAGUUAUAAUUUCAAUUACGAGUCCUGUGAGCAAGCUGUAAAGACAGUUUCUUUUAGAGUUAGAAACGAGAUGUAUUGUUUAACACAGGAGGCUAGCCGUGGUGGUCUGUGGAGUCCUUUGAAGCCCUCCUAAAAACAUGACGUGAAGGCUGCAGAUUAAAGGCAGGCAGCUGUGAACGCCGUAGAGUUGGAUGAGGACCUCAAUGUCCUUGUUGGGAUUGAAUCUCCUGGAAGCUCCUGAAGUGGCCUAGGGGCCCCUUGCUGCCCAAGUGGGGAGUACCGGGUCAUGGCCAUUUGGAUGGCUGUCUUGCAGACCGUUCCCCUCAGUUCCUUUUGAUAACUUUUGGCAUGAUUUGUUGACUUCUUGAAGUUAUAAAUUAAUGACUUACUGAUGUUCUAGAACAAUUGUGCUCACAAGUGAAAGCUGAGGCCCAUAAAUCCCAGAAUACAACAUGCUUGGCUUCAUAGAUGCCAGGUGGCUGUGACUUUUCCUCAGUGGUGUGAGGAGGUAGCAGGAAGCUUGGGACUGGGUGACCUUUCCUUAAGUUGUACUGCUUAGUGAGGCCCCAAGAAGACAGACAAAGUGGAGGGAUGAAGGUGGGCUACUUGGACGCCAGAAAACAUUGCUAGCACUUUGGGCCCAGGUGCUAUAGUUAACGCACAGUGGCUGGCUCCUGUAUGCAAACCACCUGAUGCGGGUGCCUCCCAUGCCUGUGGGCUCUUCAGCCUGGGGCACCGGCCAUAGGUCAUGGUGAGGAAGUGCAUAAGUACAGACUUCUGCAAGUGAGUGUGGCCUGUGCAGUAUCAGAAGAGUCUUCAGCUCUGGGAAGAUAACAAUUUAUGUUUCCGGGGAAACCAAAGGAGUUAAUUUUGCAGUAGGAAUUCCAUUGUCAGCAGAAUAAGCAGACAGAUAGUACGUUUAUUCACUUUGUAGACAUGAAUUGUUUUUGGUGUUUGGUUCAAGGGACAGACCCCGAAGUGUUCUGUCUGUCCUGGCCAGACUUUAUAAGGGCUCCAAGCCACGUCCUUCACCACUUUCUCUAUACAAAUCCAGGGAAAUGUCACAAAUCUAGUCAACAAGUUUAUUUUAAAGGAGAUAAAUAAAAAAGUUAUUAGAAAACUGGGUAUUUACAAUGACUAUAACAGUGGAGCGCACACUGUGCAGGACUUUGCCGAGGAAACACAAAGUUCAGUAAAGAGCCGGUUAGGUCACUGCAUGAGUGGGCUGUGCGGGGCUGGUUCAUCUUUCCGUAUCCAGGGAGGAUCAGUCUUCAGGUCUCCGGGGUGGACACAGCCUCCUGAGGGGAGAUGCCGUCUACUCGGGAGCAACAUCUAAGAAAGGGACAAAGGAAGGGCCUUUAGGAAGCUCUCAAAUGGCCUGCCUGUAAUAGAGCUGUAUUUCCUGCUCAUUUCCGGAGCCCGGAGCAGGAGUCCUAGGGACCUACAGCCUUGAGCUUCCUGAGCACAGCUCAGGGCACACUGCUGAGGCACUGUGGGUAGGCAGUGGGAGUGGUGAUGGAGCCCCUUACUGUGAGGGAUGUGCACAUGCCCAGGAAGCCUGGCAGGCUGUGGAGGUUAAACAGGUUCCGUCUCUGAGGGAAGCUGGGGAGCGGUAGCAGAGGAGACCCCACCACCGCAGGGUGUAAUCCCGGCGUGGCUGAUACGCCACAGUUUAGGUUUCUGUAAUGUAUCACAUACUGUGAUUGAUGCAAGGACAGGAUCGGGAGAGAGCCUGGGAGCGUUCCUAACAAGGCUCCACUUUUAGAAGUGGUACAGACAUACAAAGGUGUGAAUCUGAGACCAAGUGAAAUAAGCAACCAACUGCCCAGAGGUAUUGGAAAGCAACCAGAAGCAGGUAGCAGCGGAAGGAUGUCAUCUUUGGAAAGAAUCUGCUGGGUUAGAUUCCGGGCCAUGUGUCUGCACCUGUGAGUAAGUCCUUGAGGCAGGGGAUGGCUAGAAACCACGUCGUGAUAAGAUGAGUUUAUCCCCUGAAUACAAGUUGAUUUUAUCAAUAUAACCUACUAAAUGAGAUAAAGGGAAAAACCUUUAUCUGCACACAAUUCAUUGACAAAAUUCAACAUUCAGAAAACUAAGAAAAAUCUAAUUAGAUUGAAGGUCUUUCUUAAGAAAACAUCCUAAUAGAAAAGGUUAGUGAGGGAUGGUGUUGCAAGCCUUUAAUCCUAGGACUUGGGAGAGAGGCAGGAGGAGGAGGAUCACUGCAAGUUCAAGGCCAGCUUGAUUUAUAUAUAGUAAAACCCUGUUUUCAAAACUAAGGGCCUGUGAGAUGGCUCUUUGGGUAAAAAGAAAGAUAACAAAGUGAAAAGAGAAAGUAUCUGCAAAUAAUACACCCUAAAACGUGUAUCUAGAUGUACAUUAUAGAGUCAACUCUUAGAACUUGAAAAAGGCAACCCAACUCAAACUGGGCUAAGAACCGAGACGCACAAAUGGCCGAUGAGCACACAGAAAGACGACCUACACAGCGCUAGCAUAUCCACACAACUGGACCUGGGCAGCACACUGGCACACUCACUGGAAAGGGACAGAAAUAUCGGUUUCAGUGAGGACGUGGGGAUGCUGGAACCUGUGUACGCUCAGUGUAGAAUGCCGCAGCCCUGUGCAAACAGCCCCUGGUUGGGAAUGGCAAAAAGGUCAAGGAGGCUGAUAGAAGCAGGCUGGGACUAGCUGUACGCCUGUAUGUGUGACUGAGACCUAGGAUUCUACUUUAACCAGGGUAAGUUCAAGAUAGUCUAUCAGGGGUUGUGAUGGUUUGAAAAAUGACCCCCAUAGGGAGCGGCACUAUUAGGAGGU
Messenger RNA from Onychomys torridus (southern grasshopper mouse), 7709 nucleotides. RefSeq names its product replication factor C subunit 1 (gene Rfc1). NCBI's taxonomy places the organism in Eukaryota, Metazoa, Chordata, Mammalia, Rodentia, Cricetidae. Bases 129 to 3551 code for a protein of 1140 amino acids. The record is from RefSeq and is a predicted model, not a curated record. Gene Ontology annotation, biological process: DNA replication; DNA repair. Gene Ontology annotation, molecular function: DNA binding; DNA clamp loader activity; ATP binding. Gene Ontology annotation, cellular component: nucleus; DNA replication factor C complex. The transcript has 25 exons.